AUGAAGGGUUCCAUCUUCGCUACCGCCCUCACCGCCUUCUCAGCUGGUGCUUUCGCUCGCCCAGGAUCUUACGAUAGCCCUGGAAAAACCACUGCAGGCAGUCCUUUUGGCGACGGCAGCAAUGGCGGUGGCAUUGGUCUGAUCCCGGAAAAUCUAGCAGGCGGUGGUUCUGGCGAUGUUCUUUCAGCUGGGCUUUUUGGUAGCAACAACAAGGGUAUAUCGCCCACUACUGCACUCCUUGGUGGCAAGGGUGGAAAGAGUGGCAUUAGUGGUGCUUUCGACAACGCUCUUCCCACUGAGCUUCUUGGAGGCAACAACAAGGGCAGCGCUAACCCCACUGAGGCCUAUAGUGGCAGUGGUGGUCUUGGUGGAAAGGGUGGCAUUAGUGGUGCUUUUGACAACGCUCUUCCCACUGAGCUUCUUGGAGGCAACAACAAGGGCAGCGCCAACCCCACUGAGGCCUAUAGUGGCAGUGGUGGUCUUGGUGGAAAGGGUGGCAUUAGUGGUGCUUUCGACAACGCUCUUCCCACUGAGCUUCUUGGAGGCAACAACAAGGGCAGCGCCAACCCCACUGAGGCCUAUAGUGGCAGUGGUGGUCUUGGUGGAAAGGGUGGCAUUAGUGGUGCUUUCGACAACGCUCUUCCCACUGAGCUUCUUGGAGGCAACAACAAGGGCAGCGCCAACCCCACUGAGGCCUAUAGUGGCAGUGGUGGCCUUGGUGGUCUUGGUGGCAGUGGCAGUGCUCUCGACAACGUUCUACCUACUGGAAUUCUUGGUGGUAGUAGUGAGGGUAUCUCACUUCCCACUGUGCUUCCGGUUGCUGGUGGCGGAGCCAAAGCCUUCCCAAAUAUCGGUGGCGGAAACACACCUUCGGGCUUCAAGACCUAUGUCCGUGUCACCAGCACUCGCGGAAGUGAUUCUGGCUCUACUGCACCUACUGGGGCUUACUAA
This is a messenger RNA of Colletotrichum graminicola M1.001, 951 nucleotides long. RefSeq lists its product as uncharacterized. The transcript has a single exon. Lineage: Eukaryota; Fungi; Ascomycota; Sordariomycetes; Glomerellales; Glomerellaceae. Bases 1 to 951 code for a protein of 316 amino acids. The record is from RefSeq and is a predicted model, not a curated record.